Messenger RNA from Diplodia corticola, 939 nucleotides. RefSeq names its product exported protein-like protein. The record is from RefSeq and is a predicted model, not a curated record. Bases 1 to 939 code for a protein of 312 amino acids. The transcript is spliced from 2 exons. NCBI's taxonomy places the organism in Eukaryota, Fungi, Ascomycota, Dothideomycetes, Botryosphaeriales, Botryosphaeriaceae.
AUGAAGUUCUCCUCCGUCGUCACCGUCGCCCUCAUGGCCACUUCGGCCGCGGCCUUCCCUAUGAGCCCUGCCCAGCGCGACUUGGAGCAGUUCGACGGCCUCGACGGCCUGAUGAAGCGCGAGGCUGAGCCUCAGAAGCUUAAGGUCGACAGGCGCGAGCCCCAGAAGCUCAAGGUCGACAAGCGUGACCCUGAGCCCCAGAAGCUCAAGGUUGAUAAGCGCGACCCGCAGAAGCUCAAGGUCGACAAGCGCGAGGCUGAGCCUCAGAAGCUCAAGGUCGACAAGCGUGAGCCCCAGAAGCUCAAGGUCGACAAGCGUGAAGCCGAGCCCCAGAAGCUCAAGGUCGACAAGCGUGAAGCCGAGCCCCAGAAGUUGAAGGUCGACAAGCGCGAGCCCCAGAAGCUCAAGGUCGACAAGCGUGAAGCCGAACCCCAGAAGUUGAAGGUCGACAAGCGUGAGCCCCAGAAGCUCAAGGUCGAUAAGCGCGAGGCUGAGCCUCAGAAGCUUAAGGUCGACAAGCGUGAGGCGGAGCCUCAGAAGUUGAAGGUCGACAAGCGUGAGCCCCAGAAGCUCAAGGUCGACAAGCGCGAGGCCGAGCCCCAGAAGCUCAAGGUUGAUAAGCGCGAGCCCCAGAAGUUGAAGGUCGACAAGCGUGAAGCCGAGGCGGAUCCCCAGAAGCUCAAGGUCGACAAGCGUGAGCCCCAGAAGGUCAAGGUCGACAAGCGCGAAGCUGAGCCCCAGAAGCUCAAGGUCGAUAAGCGCGAGGCCGAGGCCGAUCCCCAGAAGCUCAAGGUUGACAAGCGUGAGCCCCAGAAGUUGAAGGUUGACAAGCGUGAGGCCGAGCCUCAGAAGCUCAAGGUCGACAAGCGUGAGGCUGAGGCCGAUCCCCAGAAGCUCAAGGUUGACAAGCGUGAGCCCCAGAAGCUCAAGGUCGACUAA